CCCGAGGCCGCCGCCGCCGACGUGCUGCCCCAGCUGGUCUUCUCCCAGCUCCCGGAGGCUGCCGCAGCGCUCGGCCCGGGGCAGGCCUCGGACAACAACCCGCCCGACUCCGUGCGCGCGGGCGACGGGCGCCUCUCCAGCGCGGCCAGUGAGGCCACGGAGGACGCCGAGUGCGUGGCGACGCUGGCGGAGGUGCGGGGCGCCGCCGGGGCCUCGGGGCCCUCCGGCUGGAGGAUGCUGGAGCUGACCGGCGCCCCCGAGGCGCCGGCGGGGAGGGCGGAGCGGGGCGGCCGCGCGCGCGCCGCGCUGCGCAUGGGCAGGCAGGCCAGCUGGAGGGACACGGAGGUGGCCGGGGCCUGCGAGUGCCCCAGCGUCAUGGAGAGCCCGCGCCAGCAGGAGCCGGAGGCGGCGCCGCGGGCCGCGCCGCGGUGGCCGGUGCCUCCGGUGCCGCUGCCCAGCGGGGUGCCUCCCGCGCCUCUGCCUAGGGGCGAGGCUGGGCCUGGCGGCGCGCCGCCCAGCGACUCGCCACGCCGCGAGGAGGACUGGAGGUGGGACGAGCUCUGCGGCGCGGGCACGGCGCGGGGCUCGCUGCGGAAGGCGGUCGCCGUGCAGAAGGUCGAGUCCAGCAGCGCCUCGUCGGGGAAGCGCCCCGGGAGGCUCGGCCAGCGGAUGCAGUGGCGCGACGCGGAGGUCCUCGCCGCGCACAGCGCCGUGCACCGCGCACAGCCGGAGGCCACGCCAGCGUCCGCGGAGCAGCCCGCCACCGGCAGCGCGGCCAGCGGGCACGGCGCGGGCGAGGCUGCCGCGGGCGCGGGCGAGGAAGGCCCGCAGCAGGGCGACGCUGCGGAGGACGUGCGGCCACACGAGGGCGACAUCGUCCGCAUCUCUGCCGACCCCGACUACAGCCAGCGAUCGGCGGUGGUGACGAAGGUGGGGGAGAAUCACUGCACUGUCGUGGUGCUCGAUGCUUCGGAGCGCUUCGGCGUCGACGAGCGCUACCCAUACUUCAAGAACAUCAGGCUGGUGAACAGCGCUUUCCGCUUGCGCAACAGAGUUGCGGUUGCGGGGCUCAAGGGCGCAAGGACUCGCCACCUCAACGGACACACGGGCUCGAUCGAGAGGCAUCCUACCAACGGACACCCCGUCUUUGUCACAGUCCAGAAGCCACCAGCACCAGAUAAGACUCAGCUCAUAUUCAAGGCUCGACGACCCCGCCAGCCCGGAGGACCCCUGCGUGCUGCUGGAACCGCGCUUCCUGCAGCCGUGCGAGGACCACCUCCGCAGCGCCGCGCGGGACCUGGGCGACGUCAUCGCGCAGCUGACGGGCCAGGCCGCGCCGGCAUCGCCCGCGGGCAGCCCCUAGGUGCCGGCCACAUACGGCCAGGAACUUGA
Prorocentrum cordatum is the source of this 1392-nucleotide messenger RNA. NCBI's taxonomy places the organism in Eukaryota, Dinophyceae, Prorocentrales, Prorocentraceae. The record is from the annotation of a GenBank genome assembly.